Messenger RNA from Durusdinium trenchii, 1947 nucleotides. Lineage: Eukaryota; Dinophyceae; Suessiales; Symbiodiniaceae. The record is from the annotation of a GenBank genome assembly.
AUGCCGUCGAGUUCCAGUGCGCCAAAGGCCCAUGGUAAGGGUAAAAAGGAUCUAGAUGCUUUGUGGGUUAAGCAUUCCUUUGCUUGGACAUCAAGAUUCUCAUGGCUCUUUGCGGUGGAAGAGGACGGCAAAGUGAAGUCACUAGGGUGCAGCAUUUGUUGCAAUGCGCCUGAAAACCAACGUGACAAGAACGGCUUUGCAGACGGCUGCAUCCAGACUGCCCAGACAUCUGUUUUCCAAAAACACGAGAAGUCGGCGGCUCAUGUUGCCAGAUCUGAAGGCUUCAAGUCCAGCGGCGUUCCCAUUGCAGCCCCAUCAGCCCAGCUUUUUGCAGAGUGUUUGGAAUCUGUCUGGCGGGGCACAGCUGAGUUGAAGAGUGUUGGGCCUUGGAAGUGCCGUGUCAUGGUCUGGUGCUUGGCAGAGGCUCAUCGGCUUGCUCUCAGACAGUCUUUGCGUGAUUCUACAUCGUUAUCGUUGAUGCAAGAUGUGCGGGAUGGCCAGCUCCUUGUGUCUUUCGUGUCAGUGGACACCAACCUCAAGGUGACUAAUGGCCACUUGGGGCAAUGCAAUCUGCAUGAUUUUGGUCUGACAGCCAAAGACAUUGCGCAAGCAAGUGUGUACAUUCUGCACAAGUUUGCAACAGCAGGCUUGGGGAUGCCAGUGCGUGACGGAAGUGCAGAUAACGCUAUCCUGGAUCAUGACCUUGUUCAGCACGUUAAAAGCACUGUUGAAUGCUUCGGCGCUGACGGCGCUGCAGAUGAACAGAGAGCAGGUCAGUUACUGAAGGGGUGGUUUCCAGCACUGAAAUUGGUGCAGUUCGACAAAGCCCACGCAUGUCAGAGGCUGCUAUCUCGAACUUUUCCUGCGGACCCCUACAUCAACAAGUUGGUCCAAGAUCUAGUUCUGGUUCCUCAGGCGAUCACCCAGAAGAUCCGCUACUCGGGGGUGUUUCGGAAACGCUUUCAGGAGGCUGUUGCUGAGUUGUCUGGCCCGCUUGCCAGGCGCAUUCGCGAUUUAGCUUGCGCCAAGCACCGGUUCUUGAGCGCUGCUCAGCCGUUUAGAAGAUCUGUGCUUUACUUUCAGCCUUUGCUGCGGGUAGCCCAAUGGAUUGUUCAACAAAGAGGCAAAGGUUCAGAGGAAGGCCAGAUAGCCAGACAAUGGCUGAAAUCUGUAACGGCCGAAUCUGCUUUUCAAUUGGCGCUGGUGGCAGACUCAACGGAUGAGACUAUGGCAGUCAAUAGGUAUUUUGACCAGGAUACUUAUUCCAAAGCAGACCUGACAGUGCAAUUGCACAAAUUUCUGCAGAAGUGCAGCUGGCUUUUUGGCCCGCAAAGAGGGGCCAUGCAGACGGGAUACACUUCGUUGAUGAUGAAGACAUUGGAGAAGCCGUGCAACAUUCUUAUUGAUGGAACAGUCACUAGUGUUAGGGCUCCUUCCAAUGAAGUCAUCGACAGGUGUUUCCAGAGGAUGCAAAACUGGCUUGAACUUGUGCGGAUGACCGUUCGUGCCGAGAUGCCCCACUUUGAAUCGGUUCAGUUGUUCCGGGUCUUUUCCCUGGACAUGAGCCCCAACAUGAAAGAUCUAGAGUGUUUGGCAAACAUGAUUGAGCUUGACCCAGACGGCUUGCGCACAGAGUUUCUGGAUCUGAGACCAUCUGCUGAGUGGCACUUUGCCAAUGGGAGCAAGUCAUCCGAAGACGCCUGGCGUGCUUCUCACUUGAAGAACAGGACAACGGCCUCUCCCAAACACAAUUUGGAAGCUGCCUUGACCAGGCUUUUCUCGUGGCAAAUCAACACCUGUGGUAUCGAGCGAGCCUUUGCUAAGGGCCUGGUGCAAGCCAGAAAGAGGGGCGAUGUGUCCGAACAUCGGCUUGAUGACGAAGUGCAGCUGCUGUCCUUGAACAAAGGCAAGGGCAAACUUGCUGCUCUCCGAAGCACAGUGAUCUGA